ACGGUUGCGUGCCCAAACAGUGCACUUUUGUUCGAUUAUUUAAGUGCAUCAUCCGGGUAUUUAAAGUGCACCUUUUCCGUGUGGAAUUUUAAUUGUGAACGCACUACUCGCACUAUUUAUACUACAACACGUCAUAGAAUAGUGCAUAAGUACGCGAUUUGUUUGAGACGCUCCUAUCUAUCGUGUUUUUAAACUUCCGCAAAUUGUCGUUGAUGUCGUGAUUCCAGUCAAAGAUGCGACGCAGGUGCGCAGGCUGGAAGGACAUGUUCACGCGCAGCGCUACGCAGCUUGUGCUCCGGAUGAUCCGCACAAACACCAGGAAAGAGACCGAAGUCGCGCUCGGGGCAGCUGGAUGCGCGCGCACACACACACACCUGAUAAUUUCAGCGGAACUCUGUGCUCGUCUCCAUCGAAGCACGUGAAGAGCAGAUGAAGUAUAUCUCGCAGAGGCUCGGAGGAACACACUGGAUGGAGCUCUGUGGACUCUCGUCCCGUGUGCCGCUGCUGUUUACUGUAGCAUGUGAAGUGUCCGCGCGUGCAUUGCUUUAUUGCUGCUGGAGUUUGCCCCGCUGCCGCCAUCUUCCUGCAGCAUGACGGUCAUGGGGCGCUCCGGGAAGCCCUCGCGCUGGCCCUCGUUCAGCAGCUUCCGGCCGCGCUCCGAGCGAGUGCUGCUGGCCCGCAGCGAGAGCACACCGGGAGAGCCGGUGCUGAAGAUCACCAUCACAGAGACCACGCUGAUCGAGGCCCAGGCCGGCGUCUGGAGCUCCAGGGCCCUCUCCUACCUGACGCUCUGGUACUUCUUCAGCUUCUGCACGCUCUUCCUCAACAAGUACAUCCUGUCUCUGCUGGAGGGAGAGCCCAGCAUGCUCGGUGCCGUCCAGAUGCUCUCCACGACUGUCAUCGGCUGUGUUAAGAUGUUCGUGCCGUGUCCCCUGUAUCAUCAUAAAUCCCGCACAGAGUACCCCCCCAACUUCCUCAUGACCAUGCUGUUCGUGGGACUGAUGAGGUUCACGACGGUGGUGCUGGGUUUGGUUAGUCUGAAGAACGUGGCCGUGUCGUUCGCGGAGACGGUGAAGAGCUCGGCGCCCAUCUUCACGGUUAUAAUGUCCCGCCUCAUACUGGGAGAGUACACAGGCUUCUGGGUGAAUCUGUCUCUGGUUCCGGUGAUGGCGGGUCUGGCUCUCUGCACCGCCACCGAGGUCAGCUUCAACAUGCUGGGCUUCUCCGCCGCUCUCUCCACCAACAUCAUGGACUGUUUACAGAAUGUGUUUUCCAAGAAACUGUUGAGUGGAGACAAGUACAGGUUCAGUCCUCCAGAGCUUCAGUUUUACACCAGCGCUGCUGCGGUCAUCAUGCUCAUACCUGCCUGGAUCUUCCUGAUGGACCUGCCGCUGAUGGGGAAGGGUGAUCGCUCCUUCAGACUGUCUCAGGACAUCGUGCUGCUGCUGCUGUUUGACGGCGUGCUCUUCCACUUACAGAGCGUCACGGCGUACGCGCUCAUGGGCCGCAUCUCCCCCGUCACCUUCAGUGUGGCGAGCACGGUGAAGCACGCUCUGUCCAUCUGGCUGAGCAUCAUCGUGUUCAGUAACCCCAUCACGCUGGUGUCCGCCGCCGGGACCCUGAUGGUGUUCCUGGGGGUCCUGCUCUACAACAAGGCCAAGCAGAUGCAGAGAGAGUGUCUGGUGCAGCAGGCUCUGGAGCAGUCCUCCGAGGCCCAGCAGGAGCCCACGGCACCGGACGCAGACGCCACCGCCGCGCCGCUAGACUAGAGACCACAGCCUGAGCACCUUACAGCACCUGGAACUCUGAUAAUGUGUGUUUAGUGAAAACUGAGAGAGGAUUACCUGAACAGUUAUCACAGUGUUGUGUGGCAUGACUGGAUCACAUGUGCACAACACAAAUAUAGUUUGAGUGAGUGAGUGAGUCUCUCCAGCAGACAUCCAGCUCAUCUUUACCACAAAACAACAAUAAUAAUAAAUACAUGUUUUGCAGUAAGGCAUUGUUUUUGGGACCAUAUCAUUUGCAUUACUGAUUCUUAAUGUAGUCUUGAGGUGAAGUGUGGCGCUUCACACUGGAGUGUGUCUGGUGGAGGCCCCGCUCCUCACAGUCCCCCGCUGGUGUGUGUGUGUGUGUGUGUGUGUGUGUGUGUGUGUGUGUGUUCUCUGCUGUGAGGUGUCUCAUACUGACAGCUUUCAUCACUCACUGACUCUGGGUCUGGAACACAAGUCAGUUUGUUGUGUGCUAUUGCUGGAUUGUGUAUAUUUCUCUAGAUGUGUUGAAGGGGUUUUGGUUCUCUGUGUGAGUGCUGGUUUAAUGAUGUGACAGAAACACACUCUCUUCAGCUGUGUGUGUGUGAUAAAGGACAUUAUGUGUGUCUGUGUAAUAACCACUUAUGGGAACUGUCUGUAUAAUUUGGUCUUUAUUUGUGUAUUGGUAACAUGUGAUUUAUAAGAAUAAACCGUGUAUUUGAACCCA
This is a messenger RNA of Cyprinus carpio (common carp), 2475 nucleotides long. Its product is annotated as solute carrier family 35 member E2A-like. The record is from RefSeq and is a predicted model, not a curated record. Gene Ontology annotation, molecular function: antiporter activity. Lineage: Eukaryota; Metazoa; Chordata; Actinopteri; Cypriniformes; Cyprinidae. The transcript has 10 exons. The coding region runs from base 591 to 1769 and encodes 392 amino acids. Gene Ontology annotation, cellular component: Golgi apparatus.